Molecule: messenger RNA, 876 nt
Organism: Paramecium pentaurelia
Lineage: Eukaryota; Ciliophora; Oligohymenophorea; Peniculida; Parameciidae
Source: the annotation of a GenBank genome assembly
AUGGUAUCUACUUGUGAUAGUUAGAUAAAAAUAUGGGAAUUUUAAAGAGGAGUACUUAAAUUAGUUUACUCUUUAUAAGGUCAUGAAAAAUUUGUGCAAAUCUUAUAUAUUAGGAAUUUGAAUACUUAUUUAAUUUCAUGUUCAGAUUAGAUUAUAAAAUUAUGGAAAUUAUUUAAUAAUUGGUAAUGUUUAGAAACUAUUAGCCUAGGAUAAGUUAAUAUGACUUGUAUUGUAACAGAUUCAACAGAGAAAUUAAUAAUAUUCGGAAGCGCUGAUAAUUCGAUUUAAACUUGGCAGCUUAAUCAAAAUAAUAAUUUAAGCAAAACAUGUAGUCUUAUGAAACAUAGCCGAUAAGUUAAUUUAUUAAGUCUAAAUUAAUCAGAAACUCUUUUAGUAUCUUGUGGAGUAUCUUGUCCACAAGACAGGGAUUAAAUUAUAGUAUGGGAAAGAACGAAAAGUUAAGAAAAUCCCUUUCAAUUCAAAUACUUUGUUAGAUAAAAUUUAGAUAUAAAAGGACCCUAAAUUAAAUUUAUAAAUAAUGAACAAUUUGUUUUAAUUAGUAGUGAUAAUAAUAAAGUAUUAUUGUUUGAAGAUUGUAAAGGAGAAUUAAUACAAAAUUUUGGAAAGGAUGUUGAGUUAUCCACUAUAGGUAAUUCUGAACGUUUAUUUCCAAUUUAAUACAAUAUUUAGAAGAAAUUAUUAUAUUUCAAGAUCAAAUCUUGUAUCUAUAUCUUAGAUAGUAAUUUAUAAUUAUAAUCAUUUUUAAAAUCAAAUGGAGAGAAUAUUUAAGGAUGUGUGACAUAUGAUGGGAAGUAUUUAGUUUAUUGGGAUGGUAAAAAUAAAGGAUAUUCAAUAUUUGAAAUUUCAUAUCUUUGA